Messenger RNA from Phyllostomus discolor (pale spear-nosed bat), 2976 nucleotides. It is a transcript of the gene RFK, whose product is annotated as riboflavin kinase. Bases 366 to 833 code for a protein of 155 amino acids. The transcript is spliced from 4 exons. Gene Ontology annotation, molecular function: riboflavin kinase activity. NCBI's taxonomy places the organism in Eukaryota, Metazoa, Chordata, Mammalia, Chiroptera, Phyllostomidae. The record is from RefSeq and is a predicted model, not a curated record. Gene Ontology annotation, cellular component: mitochondrion. Gene Ontology annotation, biological process: riboflavin biosynthetic process; FMN biosynthetic process.
UGGGCAGAGGAAGUGUGUGCUCGCCGGUGCAUUUCCGAGGGCUGGGGCUCUUUCCCCGCCAGUCCGCCCUCGCUGCGCUCCAAGCCCGUAGUCGCAUUCAUUUCCACCCUCACCGCUGCCACCGUUGCUCUCGAGGCGGAGACAUAUCCUCCGAGUUGCCAGGCAGCUUCUGUUGGGUCAGCAGCGUGAAGGGAUAGACCCUGCGUGGCCCCGGCGCCUCCCGGGCCGUUGUACUCCCGCCCGGCUCGCCGGCCGAGCUCCUGCCCGACACCCCCGGCUGGUCCGGGGGGCCGGGCACCACCUCCACGGCGGCUUUGCUGGACCUGCGGCCUGGGCCUCAGUCCGCACCCCAAGCGGACGGCGUCAUGAAGCAUCUGCCGUAUUUCUGCCGCGGCCAAGUGGUGAGGGGCUUUGGCCGUGGCUCCAAGCAACUGGGCAUCCCCACAGCUAACUUUCCUGAACAAGUAGUAGACAGUCUUCCAGCUGACAUAUCCACUGGCAUUUAUUAUGGAUGGGCCAGUGUUGGAAGUGGAGAUGUCCAUAAGAUGGUGGUGAGCAUAGGAUGGAACCCAUACUACAAAAACACAAAAAAGUCCAUGGAAACUCAUAUCAUGCAUACCUUCAAAGAGGACUUUUAUGGGGAAAUCCUCAGUGUCGCCAUUGUUGGCUACCUCAGACCAGAAAAGAACUUCGAUUCUUUAGAAUCACUUAUUUCAGCAAUUCAUGGUGAUAUUGAGGAAGCUAAGAAACGGCUGGAUUUACCAGAACAUUUGAAACUCAAAGAAGACAAUUUCUUCCAGGUUCCUAAAAGCAAAAUAAUGAAUGGCCACUGAGGAAAAGUCAUCUUCCUACUCAUUCAUUGUUUUCCGGUGUUUUACUGCUCAUAACUGUGCAGUCUCAUCUUGGUUAAAAACCAAACAUUUUCCUACAUCUGUGAAUCAGUUCAAAUAGUACAAUGUAAUUAUCAUUAUGGUCUAAGUGUUCAAUUAAACCCAUCAUGUUAUAGUACUAAAAAGAUUCAUUUUAAAAAUCAAGAUUCUUUUUAUGUAAUGUGUUGAUUAAAAUUACCACUAGAAAGGUCUUAAGUGUCUUAUAAGGAAAAUGAGAUAUAUAUAGCUAUGGGUAAAGAGGCAAGUGAAUAGUUUGACAUGAAUACUAAUUCUCAUGGUAAAAUACUAGCAUGUAUGUACUUGUAUAACGUGCUGCUACACAGAGACGGCUUAUGAAAGUAAAUGUGAUAAACAGAGAUUUGAUGGUUUAUUAUAAACCUAAGGGGGGAAAUCAUACUUUGUAAUUUCGAUAUUUUGUGCAUUAAAAUAUUACUACAAACAUGAAGACUUGUAAAAUCUUAAUGAGUCAUUUUCUUUAUGAGGUCCAAUUGUGUGUGUGGUGUUUUUUUUUUUUACAGCUGUCUUAGUUCUAAUUGGUCUAAACUCCUUCUGCCAAUCAGUUUUUUCUUUUGGUUUAUCUUUUAAAACAUCAAAAUAAGUGUUUUUCGAAUUUGUAGUUUAUUUUUGUGUUAUAUAGCACUUUUUUUAAGAGGAGACACUCCUCACCAUUUUUCUUGAUUUUCUUUUUUUCCUUUAGGUAAUUGCCAUGUCAACUUUUUUUCACUCAGAAUAUCCUAGGACUUACAAGGAUUGCAUCUAUCUCUACCAUUCUAUCCCUUCACUAUACAAAAAGACCCUGAAAGCUUCAUCUUUAGUUUCUACAAAGCUUAAAUGAACAUGUAGCAGUUCACUUUUCUAUACCAGGUUCUUAAAGAAUAAAAAAUACUUGUUCCUCCCACCCCAGGGAAAGUGUUUUAAGGGCCCAUUAAACUAUGGAAUAGAAAUAAAGUUUUAGCUAAUCCUCACGUUAUGCAUUUUUUCUUCUUAACAGCUAAGAAGUGGUUUUUGGCCACUGGAGACUUGUUUAUAUUGGCAGGAAGUUGACAUCUUUGGAUACUUAGGAAAUUAAGAUUAUAGGUUCUUUUGGCCCCUGAAGCAGUACAUUGUAUUAUUUACUUUGGCGCCAGAUUUGGUUGGGGGAUAGAGACAGGUGUAUAAAAGGUAAUUUUUUUUGUCAGUCUGUUCCAUGUAUCCAUGUCUCUUUCCUUUUUUUUUAUUGUAUUUUUCUCCAUUACCAUUUAGUCCCUUAUGCCCCCUCCCCCACUGCAGUCCCCACACUGUGUCCGUGUCCAUGAAUCCUUUUUCCUGUUUGCUCAACCCUUCUACCUCCUAACCUCCCCUCCCACACUAUCAGUCAUCUGCUCUCCAUCUAGGAGUCUGUCUCUGUUUGCUGGUUAGUUCAGUGUGUUCAUUAGAUUUCACAUAUGCGUGAAUCAUAGGGUGUUUGUCUUUCUCCAACUGGCUUAUUUCACUUAGCAUAAUGUUCUCCAGUCCAUCCAUUACAGAUGCAAAGGGUAAUUAAUAGAAGACAGUUAUAAAGAUAAUGUAUUAUAAGUAACUUUCACUUACCUGCACAGAGCACUAAUUUUAACCAAAACAUAAGGUAUUUAGGAUAACAUAAAGUUGAUGUUGGGGAAAGGGAAACAUGGAUACAUUCAGUGGGAUUGUUUCACUUUUUGAUGUAUGAAUUUGUGGCAAAUAACAUAGUGUGUCUUCAUUUCUUCUCUAUGAAGAUACCUACGAAAUGUAAUUUAAUGUUAGAAAUCCUAAACUUGAAGGAAGCCUCAGUUACCAGUGGCUUUGUGAAGCAAAGGUAAAACACGUGCUUGUUUGGAUAGAUUGCUGCUAGUUAUGUCCUCAGUAAGUGUGUGAAAGUUUUAAUAUUUUGUUGCCUUAUAUUUUGUGAAAUUGCCAUCACUUUUGAAAAUCAUAUAGUGUGUAUGUUAGCAGUUAGGUAAUACCACCUAAUGUUCUUUUUUUAGUUUUGGUUUAAAUACUGAUGUAUCAUGAGAAAUUGUAGUAGUACUAUUUUUGAUUGGUUUGAAUGAUUUCAGGCUUUGAAAUAAAUCUUGACUAACUGAUGUCA